Molecule: messenger RNA, 727 nt
Organism: Anolis carolinensis (green anole)
Lineage: Eukaryota; Metazoa; Chordata; Lepidosauria; Squamata; Anolidae
Gene: fam162a
Product: family with sequence similarity 162 member A
Exons: 5
Coding region: 132-605 (157 amino acids)
Biological process (GO): cellular response to hypoxia; positive regulation of release of cytochrome c from mitochondria; neuron apoptotic process
Cellular component (GO): mitochondrion
Source: RefSeq, a predicted model, not a curated record
UUCCACUGGCCAAGGGCACGAGGCCACGCCCCUUCCGGGGCCCCUCGGGCGGGGGGCGGGGCCAGCCUCCCUUCAGCUGGUCUUGGUCGGAGGGCCGCCUGGCAGCAAAGGAGAAGGCCGGAAGCGGUGCAAUGUCGGGCUCCCUGGUCGCCGCGGGCAAAGUUGUUCAUAUCUUGGACAAAAAUCUAUUUUCUGUUCUGCGUGUAACUAAAGGAUCAUGUUACAGAGUGAAUAGAAGAUUAUGCAGCAAGCCCCAGGAGGCCAGUGUACAGACGUCAAAACCAGCAGCUUCAGGAGCCUCCUUCAAAGUUCCAGGACACAAGCCCACUGAGCGAGAGAAGAGAAUGUUGCUAUGGACAGGUCGAUAUAAGAAAGCAGAGGACAUACCUGAAAGCGUAUCGUUUGAGAUGAUAGAUUCUGCCAAGAACAAAAUUCGUGUGCAGAUGAGCUAUCUGAUGAUUGGUUUGACAAUCGUGGGCUGCAUAAUUAUGGUUAUUUCGGGGAAACAGGCUGUUGGAAGACACGAAUCCCUGACAAGUCAGAACAUGGAGAAAAAAGCUCGCUGGAGAGAGGAGGCAGCCCACAGUGCUUCUGCUAAGCCAUGAACAAGGGGAAGAUUGAUUUUCACGUUCCAGUUACAGAGCAGCUGUCUGAGAAAUGCAUUUUUAUCAGUUGCUCGUAUUUACUGUCUUCAAGCUUAUGCAAUGAAUAAAUUAUUUUGAAUUAA